This is a messenger RNA of Oncorhynchus masou masou (cherry salmon), 2143 nucleotides long. Its product is annotated as hyaluronan and proteoglycan link protein 3-like. Gene Ontology annotation, molecular function: hyaluronic acid binding. The transcript is spliced from 5 exons. Gene Ontology annotation, cellular component: perineuronal net; synapse. Gene Ontology annotation, biological process: central nervous system development; glial cell differentiation; positive regulation of neuroblast proliferation. NCBI's taxonomy places the organism in Eukaryota, Metazoa, Chordata, Actinopteri, Salmoniformes, Salmonidae. The record is from RefSeq and is a predicted model, not a curated record. The coding region runs from base 149 to 1288 and encodes 379 amino acids.
UCCCUAAAAAUGGCAAUGGGAAGAAAUGGGACCAGGCGUGUAGCUAUCUCACAAAGACACAUCAGGGGGAACAUGAACUGACACGACGUUACAUCUAGGGAACAAUUGAGUGGAAUAACCAAUCAUAAAUGGUGUUUUUGAUGCCUGUAUGACAAGAAUCCCUCACAGAAUAAAUCAAAUCCAGUGUUCCGCGUUGAGGAUGUUGAACCUACUACGCCCCCUACUGGUCGUCUGGAUGUACCACCUCGUCUCCAGUCACGCCGCCCCAAGAUACAACAACGGCUUUUUCUACCACGACAUCAUGAACGGCGAUGGCAACGGAGAGAUCUAUUUCAACGGGGUGCGUCUCCAUGUGGAGUCCCCCCAGGCCUCGGUGUCGGCGGCCAGGGGUAGUAAUGUUACCCUGCCCUGUCACUACCGCUACGAACCCGAGAUCAACGGCCCCCGUCGGACCCGGGUCAAAUGGUCUUGGCUGCCCACCAACGGCGCCGGCAAGACCACCCGUGAGACCGAUGUGAUGGUCGCCAUGGGCAACCGUCACCGUAGCUACGGCAGCUUCCAGGGGAGGGUGCGCCUGCGUCGGGCUGCUCCAGGGGACAUGUCGCUGGUGAUCAAGGAGCUGCACCUGAACGACACAGGCCGCUACCGCUGUGAGGUCAUCGACGGACUGGAGGACGAAAGCGUGACGGUGGAGCUGGAGCUGCGAGGAGUGGUAUUUCCCUACCACUCCCAGAAGGGCCGCUACCAUUUCAACUUCCUGGGGGCCCAGCGUGCGUGUGAGGAGCAGGAUUCGACCCUGGCCACUUUUGACCAGCUCUUUGUCGCCUGGGAGGAAGGCCUCGACUGGUGCAACGCCGGAUGGUUGGCUGAUGGGACGGCUCAGUACCCAAUCACCACACCGCGGGAGCCCUGUGGGGGCGUGGACUUAGCCCCUGGUCUCCGUAGUUAUGGACAACGCCACCGCCACCUCCACCGCUUUGAUGCCUUCUGUUUCUCAGCCGCCCCCAAGGGGACAGUAUACUUCCUGAAACAACCCCAGAAGUUCAACUUCACCGAGGCGGUGGCAGCGUGCGUUGACGACGGCGGUCACAUCGCUAAGGUGGGCCAACUCUACGCCGCCUGGAGGUUCAUGGGAUUGGACCUCUGCGUCGCGGGCUGGUUGGCCGAUGGGAGUGUCCGUUACCCCAUCGCCAAGGUCCACCCUAACUGCGGCCCCUCAGAGCCAGGGGUGCGUCAUUUCGGAUUCCCCCCUCAGCAGCAGAAAUACAUUGUCUACUGCUAUCGGUAAAUCCCCCCACCCCCUCAACGAAAACCACAAUAUAUCAGUAUGAAGCAGUACUACAGUAUGACAGAUAGCCUCUACUAGUUAACUUCUCUAUUCAACACAGACACCACACUAGCCUGCAUGCUACUUAGCAUUAGCUAGUUCUGCUCUUACAGCGUCCGCUGUAUAGUCAUAGUGAACUGUCUUCAUCUCCUCAUAUUGAACAUGCUAUCAGUCAUACUCCCCACUGAGACUCCAACCAGUACUGAUACACAUACUGUAUACUGGCUAUUUAGGGUAGUGUUGUCAGGUUUGGCUCACAGUAAACUCAGGGAAGGUGUUCAACCCACAGCAUUGCCCUCGUGAUGCUUCGCCAGUGAUUUUUUUUAUCCAACCAAGGUCUUUCCCUUGGUGUUUUGUUGAACUGUGUUUUGCUAUGUCUCACUGUUCCUGAAGUCAUUUCAGUUCAAUGUAUGUCAUUCAUAGUCUUAGGCACAUUUCUGGAUGAUCCUCUUUGUGUUAGAAUGUCUUUUCAUGUCUUGUUUUUAUAAGGGUUGGAAUGGAAUGAUGAAAUUAAUGACUAUGAAUAUUUUUUCUUUUUAUACAUUUACAAAAAAAAGGCCCCAAAAAAUGUUUUUUUGCUUUUGUCGUUAUGAGGUUUUGUGUGUAGAUUGAUGAGGGGAACAGUAAAGAAUAUGAUUAAUGUGGAAAAAGUCCAGGGUUCUGAAUACUUUCCGAAUGCACUGUAGACUGUCAUGUUGGAAGGGGAUUUGACAGUAUUUUGUGACCUUAUAGAGGAGCUCAGUGUUAAAAGGCUUCCAUGUGUAUCGUGCUACUUUAAAUCAGGUUGUCUGACUAAUUAAAUCAUGCUACUGUAAA